This is a messenger RNA of Strongylus vulgaris, 213 nucleotides long. The record is from the annotation of a GenBank genome assembly. Lineage: Eukaryota; Metazoa; Nematoda; Chromadorea; Rhabditida; Strongylidae.
AUGUGGUACGAUCCUCUUGCAGGACCUAUUGAAUUAUCUCUAUGUAGGCCAGGGAAUACUUCUUGGAGCUACGAUAGAAACUUGUUGGUUAAGAAGAAUGUUAUUGACAAUCGCUUACGUGAAUUCGCUGGAGAAGUGGAAGAACGGAAAAUGAAGAUGCUUCGCAGACUUCCACAGUCUGUAGGUAAUUCAAACAGACUGGAUAACUCUUGA